This is a messenger RNA of Cryptosporidium muris RN66, 2190 nucleotides long. Its product is annotated as kelch motif family protein. The record is from RefSeq and is a predicted model, not a curated record. The transcript has a single exon. Lineage: Eukaryota; Apicomplexa; Conoidasida; Eucoccidiorida; Cryptosporidiidae. Gene Ontology annotation, molecular function: protein binding. Bases 1 to 2190 code for a protein of 729 amino acids.
AUGAAGUUAUCUUACUUUAAAGUGGCUGAAAGUAAUAUGGGAUAUAACGAUAAUAAUAAUAAUAGCAACAUAUCAUAUCCAAUAUUAAAGUGGUCAAUAGAAAGUACUGGAAAUAGGAAUUAUGAUAGUAACUCAUAUAGUGAGAACAAUGAAGAUAUUAAUAAUAUGAAUGUUCCAUGUUAUAGACGUUCACACAGCUGUGUAUUAAUUAAUGAAGAAGAAUUGUUAUUAUUAUUUGGAUUUAAUUCAAAAUAUAAUGUAAAUUGUUCGGAUUGUUUUAUUUAUAGUAUCAAAGAAAAAGAAUGGAAAAAACUUUCUAUUAUUGGUGAUAUACCCCCAAGUCGUUAUGAUGCAUCAGUUGAGAAGUUAUAUGAUAAUUGUAUUAUCUUAUAUGGUGGUAGUAAUGGUAGUGAUAUAUAUAGUGAUUUAUAUAUAUUAAGGUUAUCACUGUCAUAUUCAUUAAAUAAGAAGAUUUUAAUAUCUGAACGUGUACAUGUUGAUGGUGACUAUUUACCAAGAGUUGCAAAUACAAGUUUUAAUUUAAUAAAGAAAUAUAACCGUAUAUAUAUGUUUGGUGGGUUUUUAAUGUGGAAUAAUACAGUUGAUAUAACUAAUGAAAGCUAUAAUAAUAUAAAUAGUGAAUUAGAUGAUAACUUUAUAAAUAAUCAUAGUAAUCAUAGUAAUUAUCAGAGUAUUUAUAAUAGUAGAAUAUCUCAAUAUAAUAUAGAUUACGAUAAUAUAUUACUUAUUGGAAAUUUAUGGUGUACUAAUAUAAUGUAUGAAUUAGAUAUUACAAAUUUAUUAAAUUCAAAUGAAAAAUAUUCAUAUACUAGUUCAAGAAAUAGUAACGGUAUUAAUAAUAAAUUAAUAAAACUACCUAAACUUAAGUCAUCUAUAUUAAGUACUGGGGAUGGUUAUCAUAAAUUAAAGAGUGAAAAUAAUAAAGUCAAUAAUAUAAAUGCAAAUAACAAUAAUACUGAAAGUAAUGGAAAUAAAGAUCAAUAUAUAUUAUCAUCAAAUUUAAUUCGAAAAUCAAUAUUAAAAAAUUGUAGUAAUAAUAAUAAUAAUAAUAAUAAUAUAAUUAAACAAGGUUUUAGUAAUAAUAUGAAUAAUAUAUUAUAUAAAAAAGUUAAUAAUUAUAUUGAUAACCAAGGUAACAUUCCAAGUAAUUGUGACAAUGAUAUUUCAUUAAUACAUAAUUUAAGGAAUUACCCAAAAGAAGAAGUUAAUAAUAGUUUUAUUAAUAAUAACAAAUAUAAUAAAGUUGUUAAAAGUCGUCGUAUAAGAGUACCAUUAAAUAUAACACCUCGUUGUGGUCACUCAUCAAUAAUAAUGAGUGAUAAUGAAAAUAAUGAAAAGAUUUAUUAUUUCGGUGGUUGUACAACUGGUGGAUUUACUAAUAAAAUAUUAAUAUUUAAUGUUACGAAACUAAAUGAUAUUUUGACACAAUCUAAAAAAAUAGAUGUUCUAGAUGUUUGUACAAAUUGUUGUAAAACAAGCCCAUUUACUGUUAUGAAUGAUACAAUUAAUAAUUAUUCUAAUGAAAAUAAUUAUCAAUGUACAUGUAAAUCAUGGGAAAUUAUUGAAAUAUUUAGUGGAAGUCCACCACCUGGGUUAUCAUGUAGUAUACUAAUGAAAUGGUAUGACUUUAUAUAUGUUAUUGAUGGUUUAUUAGAAAAGGAAAAUUCAAUAUGGGAUAUAUAUAAGGGUGUUUAUAUAUUUGAUACUAAGACAAAUAUCUGGUAUAAUAUUAAUAAUAUGAUUAUAUAUGAUCAUAAACAAGAUCACAAAAUUGAUUUUUAUUAUGAAGAUUGUGAUAAAGUAGAUUUUAUAACCAAUAAUAGAAAUAAUCAUGAUUUAAUUAUUCAUAAUAGACCAUCAUUAAUAUUUACUGGUUGUGUAUAUAUGAAAGAUCAAUUAUUUCUUAUUGGUGGAAUUAAAGAUUCUUAUAAUAAUGGUGAUUGUAUGGAUAUUAUAUCAUUAAAAUUAUCUACAUGGACUAAAGAACUUGAUUAUUUUUACCCUCAAUCAUUUAGAAAAGUUACUAAUAUAUUAUUAUAUAAUCAAGAUUAUAAUAAUUAUUAUCAAAUUAUAUCUAACAACAAUAUUUAUAAAUUUUCUCAAAGAAUUAUUCCAAUUGAUAUUAUUAAUAUUAUUAUUAGUUUUUGUGGUUAUCAUUGGUUUGAUUAA